AUGAAUUCUUUCCAUAACCAGAGCCUUUUAGGUAGUUUAUUGGAUUCAGCUGGCCACCAAACAAGUUUUCAUUUAGAAUCACUCAAUGAUAACAAUUCAGUUGAUUGGGAUAAAGUAUAUCAGAAUAGGAAGUUUUAGGCCCUAGUUCUUCUAAUAUCGAACUUAAUUCUGAGUUUGAUUGCACUUCUUUUAAUUAGAGACAGGAAUAAUUUGAUUUUAAGUUUCAGCUAUCUCGAUCAAAAUAAUGAAUCCAUUCAAAAGCCAGAUAAUGACUAGCGAAUCUAUGUAAUAUGGAGCAUGAUUGGAAUUAUGCUGCUUUAACAAUUCAUUCUGAAACCUUACUAUUUAGCAGGGGAACUAAAUUCCUUUGAGAAAGCUAUAACAGCUUUAGAUAGAGAAUAUUGUAAUCUUAUUCACAAGAUAAGGGACCUAGGCGAGAGAAUAGAUCCUACUACUAUGGAUAAAAAGACAGCUAGCAAUUUUUUAAGUCUUAUCAGCAUUUUGGAUGAGAAAACAAGUAAAUUCUAUCUGAGAAUAGAGCCAACUAAAGAACCAAGCGAGAUGGUUGGAUAGGAAACAACUAUAGUAGUCUACGAUGACUAUUAUAUUAACAACAUUCGAAGCUAACUGAAACAAACAUAUUUCCUUAGUGCAACUUACUCAGCUUAAUAUCAAAACUUUAUAGACAAGCUAAAAUCAGUAUCAUUUCAGAAAAAUGAGUAAAAAUUAAUAGAACUGUGUGAGCCCAGUAAGAUUAGAAAUCUAGAUUCUUAUCAAAGAGAAAACGAUAAAAAACAUAAGAAUCCUUAAAUGAACUAGUUCUUCGCUGAUAAUCAGAAGAUGAGUAGUAAAGAGAUUUAAUCUAUUCAAUCGAAAGAAAGUUUGCUUAAAUUUGUACAGAGCUAAGGGUAGACUAGCCAUCCAUACGAUGAUAAUAAAGCCUUAAAUGAAUCAUCACUUUUAAACAACUAGAUUUAUUUGAUAAGUAAGAGGAAAAAUAUUAUAAGACGGUUCUUCAUCAUUAUCAUUGGGAUGAUUAUAAUUUCACUAAACGGACUUAUCAUUGAUUCUUUGAUUUAUACAGCUAAAAGUGAUUUCUCAUCUAUUUUAUGUUUGAUCUGGGAUCAGAAGUUUUAUGUAAAAUUGAUCAUGAUUAUCUCCCUACUUGCUCUUUCUCUUGAAUAAUUCAAUUACUCUUAAAUGAAAAUUCUAAAUGGUUCUGAUAUAAGAUAUAAAAGAUUGAAUUUGAUGCAAUAUUUGAGAUUUUCAAGCAAAAUAUCUGAAUUUAUGAUCGAUCAUUUAGAAUAUGAAAGAAAUAUGAAAAUGCUGAAUGAUCCUUUGACUUUAAUACUAGAGGGAGAGAGAAUUGCUUAUUAAGAAUUUGAGAGAAGAAAGCGACAUAGCUAUAAGAGAUCAGUUGCUUAUAGCUCUUCUGAUGAGGAAUCUGAUAAUCCUUCUUCAAUGCAUUUAUUCACAUCAUUUUAGAUUAAAUCACCCACAACUGACCCAGGAAAUAUGAUAAGCCCUGAUUUUUUUGCAAGAUAGAAUGAGAUGAUAAAUGAUCUAUAAAAUCUAAAUAAGACAGAUCCAAUUUAAGAGAAUAACUUUGAAAUAAUAAAUAUGUCUUUUGGUGCUGCAGUUGAAUUAAAGAAGAAUUGUAGCAGUUAAUAAGUUCCAGGAUCCAAACAUAGUCAUAAUAAUAAAAAUAAUAAUAAUCAAAAUGAUUAUAGGCAAGAUAGAUACUACUACGCACAUAGCAGUUCAUCUUCUUAAGGUGAGACAUGCAAAAGUGGAACAACCUAUAAGUCUAUUCAAGAAUUUAAGACCAUCUAACAAUGCAGAGAACCUGAAAAAAUCACAAAAACAAAAGUGUUUAUUAACAGAAAAUCCAAGGAUAAGAUUAAAAAGUACAAAAAUUAAAACAAUCAUUAAAAUCUGAAUUCCCCAAAUAUUCCAAGUCUAACUUUUGCACAAAGUCAAAAUUAGUUGAAAGAACUAGAUCUAAGGAGAUUUAAGAGUGAAUAAAAUCAAAUUCUAACUUUCUAGACAGAUAAUAAUCUCCUUAAAUCACCAAAAGCCCAUCAUUUUUUAGAAAAUAACUGUAUUUUAAAGAAGGACUAUUAGGGGAAAUUAUUUUCAAAUGAUAAAAUAUUCUCAGAUAUAUCUCUAGGCUAGUCAAUUGUAAUUCCAGUGUACUAUGAGACCUAGAUAUAAUAUCUCUAAGAAAAUAUGUGGUUAUAGUGCAACAUGAAACUACAGAAUAAGAAAGUCAUAAUUGAGCAAAUAUUAGAUAGCCAUAAUAGUGGAAACAAUAUUUAAAUACAUAGGCUGAAGUGUAAACAUAUCAAGCAUUUGACUUAUGAUAAAUUUAACAAGAAUUCAGGAUUGAUGAUUAAGUAUAAGUAAGAUGUGAUUAUCAAGAUUAAGACUAAUACCAGAGAAGAACUAAUAAAAUGGGUUGAGAUAUUGAAUAAGGAAAUAGAAUUUAACUGA
Messenger RNA from Stylonychia lemnae, 2493 nucleotides. The record is from the annotation of a GenBank genome assembly. Lineage: Eukaryota; Ciliophora; Spirotrichea; Sporadotrichida; Oxytrichidae.